UGAGAUAAUUUUUUGCUUGUGUAAUUAUGAUAAUUGUAUUUAAAAUUAAAUUGCCGGUUUAAUUGUUGUUAAAUUAUUAUCAGUAUAUUUAAAUGAAUUUUAAUGAAUAUUUUUUGAUUAAAAUAUAAAAUUGAGUUUAAAAAAUUUGUUUAUCAACAAAACAAAUACAUUUACAAAGUGAGGUUAGAGCUGAAUAAAGAUGCUGAGUGUUGCAAGAUUAUGUUCAAAAAAUUUAACGAGACAGUUGAUCACCAAUGUUUCAUUGACAACACAAAGAAAUUUUUGUAAUGUUGUUAAAAAACCAAUCAGCCUAACUGGACUUUUAAAAUGUCCAAUAACAAGUAUUGGACAAAUAUCAGGAUGCCUAAGAAAAUCAGGAACACUUGCUUUAAAUUAUUCUUCAGCUGUUAAUAAAAAAACAAAUAAAAUUGUUGGAUCAUGGCUUCUUGUUUGCAGUGGAAUGGUUUUUGUUGCAGUUGCAUUGGGUGGUGUUACUAGAUUAACAGAGUCAGGAUUAUCAAUGGUAACAUGGAGACUUCUUGGUGAAAAAAUGCCAGUAUCAGAUGGUCAAUGGAUUGAAGAAUUUGAAAAAUACAAACAAUAUCCAGAAUAUAAAAUAAUGAACAAAGAAAUGACAUUGGAAGAAUUUAAAAGAAUAUGGUGGAUGGAAUAUGCACACAGAAUGUGGGGAAGAUUAAUUGGCAUUGUUUAUGGUGUACCAGCAUUAUAUUUUUGGUACAAUGGUAUGUUAAAAAAAGGAAUGAAAAUGCGAGUAUUAAUACUUGGUAGUCUUAUUGGUGCCCAAGGUCUUAUGGGUUGGUACAUGGUUAAAUCUGGUCUUGAAGAUCGUUUUCAAGGACCAAAUGACGUACCAAGAGUAUCACAAUAUCGUCUAGCUGCACAUCUUGGACUUGCAUUGACACUAUACACCGGCUUUUUAUAUAAUGCACUUGGUUAUUUAAUACCAUCAAAACAAUUACCAUUAGAUUGGUUUAACAAAGAAAAUAUUAAUCAUGAAUUAUUAAAUGGUCUUGUUAGAUUUAAACGUAUGAUUUAUUGUACAAAAGGUCUUGUGUUAUUAACAGCAUUAUCUGGUGCAUUUGUUGCUGGUCUUGAUGCUGGUCUUAUUUAUAAUAGUUUUCCAUUGAUGGCUGAUAAAUUUAUACCUGAUGAUAUACUUGCAUUUUCACCAAUGCUUAGAAAUUUUACUGAAAAUCCAACGACUGUACAAUUUGAUCACAGGAUACUGGGUAUUUCAACUUUAACCUUGAUAACUUUGAUGGCAUGGAAAUCACGAGGACUUGCAUUACCAGGACGUGGAUCAAGGGCCAUGGCAACAUUACUUUGUGCUGGAUAUUUUCAAGUUGUACUUGGUAUCACAACACUCAUUAGUUAUGUACCAGUUCAUUUAGCAGCUACACAUCAAUCUGGAAGCAUGCUUGUACUUGGUGCUGCUACUUGGCUUUGUCAUGAACUCAAAUACAUUCGUAAAAUACCAAAAUAAUUCAUUUAAAAACAACAACAAUUUAUUGUACAGUUUAAUUAUAGAAAUUAAUAAAUUAAAUUUCACUUUUGA
Molecule: messenger RNA, 1576 nt
Organism: Aphidius gifuensis
Lineage: Eukaryota; Metazoa; Arthropoda; Insecta; Hymenoptera; Braconidae
Product: cytochrome c oxidase assembly protein COX15 homolog
Exons: 6
Coding region: 200-1504 (434 amino acids)
Biological process (GO): heme A biosynthetic process
Cellular component (GO): mitochondrial inner membrane
Molecular function (GO): oxidoreductase activity, acting on NAD(P)H, heme protein as acceptor
Source: RefSeq, a predicted model, not a curated record